CACUUCCGGGAUGCUUCGGGAUGAAAAUGACAGCUGCUUUGCUUUCGUCAAAGGGACAUUGAAAGUGGUCGUUAAAGUGUCCUACACAAAGCUUGCUGUAUAUAACCUUCGCUUUUCUGAAAAGCCUGGCAGCUGAGAAGAAGGACGUUUUAGUCUGGGGGAGCCAUCUUUCAACUCAAACCUGCUACUCUCAACAGAACCGGACAGAGAGCAGUGGAAGAGGUCAAAUCAAAGAAAAGUUUCCUUCAGGGGGAGACUCUCCAGUCCAGAAGGACAGAGCAAUGGAGCCACCAGAGUGCAUGCAUGGUCGCACCUUUGUGGAGGUGAUCAGUGAGAAAUACAGUCCGGAGAACUUCCCGUACCGCCGAGGGCCUGGCAUGGGAGUAGUGGUGGUGCCAACUGCGUGUCCCCAAGGUUCCCCUAUGAAAGACCGUCUGAACUUGCCCAGUGUGCUGGUGUUGAAUGGUUGUGGAAUUAGCAAGGCAGGAGACCAGAGUGAAAUUGCUGCCUUCUGUUCCCAUGUCAUGGAGCUGGACCUGUCUCAUAACAAGCUGCAGGACUGGCAUGAGAUCAGUAAAAUUGUGUCAAACAUCCCCAAUCUGGAUUUCCUAAAUCUGAGCUCCAACCCGCUAGCAGGGAUGACCCUUGAGCCACAGUGUGCAGAAGCCUUUGCUCGGGUCCGACGCCUCGUCCUAAACAACACCCAAGUGUCCUGGGACACCGUGAUGCUGCUAACCCGUGAGAUACCUGAGCUAGAAGAAUUGUUCCUGUGCCUUAAUGAGUACAGUGGUGUAAGUGCCUCCAGUGUGGCUUGCCCCAGUCUUCGCCUGCUUCAUAUCACAGACAACAGCCUACACGACUGGGUCGAAGUCCGCAAGUUUGGAUCCAUGUUCCCCGGACUGGACACUCUGGUCAUGGCCAACAACAAUUUACAUUCCAUACAAGACAGCAAGGACAUCCUGCAACGGCUAUUCCCCAACCUUCGCAGCAUCAAUCUCCACAACUCAGGUCUUAACCGAUGGGAAGACAUCGAGAAGCUGAACUUCUUCCCUAAGCUGGAGGAGGUGCGACUACAAGGCAUCCCUUUGCUGCAGAAGUACAGCAAUGUGGAGCGUCGCAGCCUGAUGAUAGCUCAGCUUCCAUCUAUAUCGCUGUUGAAUGGCAGCGUUAUAACCGAAAGUGAGAGAGAGGACUCCGAGAGAUUUUUCAUCCGUUACUACUUGCACUGUCCUGAAGAGGAGCUGCCUCACAGAUACCAUUGUUUGGUAAACAAGUAUGGAAAGCUGGAACCACUGGCCGAAAUCGAUCUCCGGCCACGCUGCCAUGCUGAAGUGGAGGUUCAUUGCGAAGAAAAAGUGGAACAGCUAUCCAUCCGUUUGGACCAGACAGUGGCUGAGCUGAAGAAGCAGCUGACAUCAGUGGUCCAGCUGUCGACAAACAGCAUGAGGUUGUAUUACAUCGACAAAAACAGCGCUUUUGGCCCAGAAGAGCUGAAGUACAACACACGAGCUCUUCACUCGUACAAUAUCCAAGAUGGUGAUGAGAUACUUGUUGUUCCUAAGACCAAAUGAACCGUUGUGUUCCAG
Dunckerocampus dactyliophorus (ringed pipefish) is the source of this 1586-nucleotide messenger RNA. RefSeq names its product tubulin-specific chaperone cofactor E-like protein. NCBI's taxonomy places the organism in Eukaryota, Metazoa, Chordata, Actinopteri, Syngnathiformes, Syngnathidae. The transcript has 11 exons. Gene Ontology annotation, biological process: protein folding. The record is from RefSeq and is a predicted model, not a curated record. The coding region runs from base 282 to 1571 and encodes 429 amino acids. Gene Ontology annotation, molecular function: alpha-tubulin binding.